GCUCUUCCGCAUCUCGCCUCUCCCUUCAAUCGCUGUUCCAAUAUUAUACCAUUUGGCUGUACGAACUGGUGACGCAGCUAAACCAGCCUUCGCCGGUACAUUGCAAACAUGUGCAGGUGUGUUUUUUAGCGAUACGUUAGACGGCGACUGCUGCACCGUUGGUGCGGAGGAGCCGUCGGCACCGAGUAUCGGGGCCACGGGGUCCAAGCCCGGCACUCCCGCAGGGCAGACCCCUGGCAGCCCCGAACAAGUGGACCCUUUGCUCAACGGUCCGCCGGCCGUAGCCAUGGCGGAGCGAAACGCCGACGAGGCACCGAAAGAAGAAGCGAAGGUGGAGCAGCUUCAGGCUGGGGAACCGCCAGCGGCCCAGGAUGCAAGAGGGGGCUUAAGCCUGUGGCUGGCCAAGCCUCGCGUCAUGUGGUGGAUCGCUGUGCUCGUCGCUAUCCUCUUGGUGGCUGUUAUACUAGUAGCCACUCUGCUCACCAUGGACCGACGAACAAAGGAGGAAUGGGAAAUGGACGUGUGGGAGGAGCCCGGACCAAGGCUUAUGACAAUUUGGCCACGACCUCGGGGCCCGCACCGAUUCAUCAGAUUCCGGCAUGGGAGCCUUCCAUACGAAGGUCGCGGCUGGCCUGCGCUCACGGGUGAGCUGAAGAAGAUGCUCCACAGCUAUGAACCUGACGCUGCCCUGGAUAAACCACAGGUGCGUGAGUGCUUUGGUCGGCGCCCUGAACGUGGACACGUGUGCUUCUUUGACAUCCGUCGUGUGGCCCCGGAGUGUUCAGCGGCCAUGAACUUUGGUUAUGAGGACGGCAGCCCCUGCGUGUUUCUGCAGUUCUCCAACAUAAGUGGGUGGAGUCCGGAGCCUUACGCGGACCGAGACAACUGGGAAGUCCUGCCGGAAGAACUGCGCCAGCAACGGAGGCCCGCUGCUUUCCUGGAUUGCCAUGGAGACACGCUGCUCGAUCAGGAGAACAUGGGAGCGGUACUGUACACACCAGAGCGGGGAUUUCGCGCAGAGUUCUUUCCUUACCAGGGCGAGGAGAUGUACAUGGCUCCCCUAGUGGCUGUACAGUUUCGUCGCCCAACAUUGGGGCUGUCCGUUGCCGUAACCUGUCAACUGUGGGCCAGAAACAUCAACCACACGGCACCUGAAAGACCUCCGAGUGCAACCGUACACUUCAACUUGUUCGUUGAAUGAACUUGACGCGAUUGGCGUUUCUUGUUGGCGAGAAUCGUUCUCGAAUUGGAUACUGCCAUGUGGUCGCUGGCUCAACCAGUAUCUUAAAACGCACCACCUGUUUCAUGGCCCUGCCCCACCCUCCCCGUGUGCACAUGCCGACCAAUUCUAAAAGGGGGAAACAAAUAGAAAUGGCACAAACAACGGCAGUUGACAGGGACGUGCCUUAUUCUUACGCGUGUUUUCCUCGCUGAUUCGAAUAUUAAUUUUGCUUCGCAAAACAACAAAUUUUGCACCGAAGCACAGCAUGCAUGAACACAGGUCCACGACGUACCAAAGUUGAAACGUGCUAACCACAUGGGUACGGACGCCAUAAUAUGGGGAAUAGAAGAACAGAGCAUAAAGCGUGAUCGGUAAAGACCCCAGUUACAAAGCGCUUGGUGCAACGGGGGUUGUGACACAGAUGUACCAGACGGACCUUCAUCACCAAGGACGUUCAGCUUCACAGCAAGGCAGGUAGCAGACGAGAAAAAAUAAAUAAAAAUACAGGUGGAGACGUUUUGGAGGGCACAUAUAUGAACGCGACUAAUAGGCUCAUCAGUGCCGUUAUCGUUAAAGGGAUAGUUCGCUCUCCAAGCAGCGAUUCAUUGAUUUCUCUUGCAGGCUAGUGUAUUUCGAAUUUUAUCAGGUCCGUGCAUUAGGUUCCGGCUGCUCGAGCGGUAUGAUUUAAUAGAGAGUUUUAGUAGACCGUUGAUAACUUCACCGAGAAGCUACCGUAGCUCCUGGAACUAAUGAGAGCGUGCAUGACUCAGAAUCUUGUCUGUUGAUUGGGUGCUGUAGACAUGGUACUUUGCAAGCCGCGUUAUCGACAGGCUACUAACACUAACUAUUGUAGGCAUCUGAAAGCAACGAGAUUCGCGGAAGUAUGCUUUGCCGCGGAGAAUGACGUACGCGCGACGUCACUCUGACAACAAUGUGACGACAAGAGGGGGUUCCCGUUUCCCUGGCAGAGGUGCGGUUUCCUAUCGCCAGCCCUGAAGCAACGUCACGAGAAGCCACGCGGGCCGAUCGCAGCCUCCCGUUAUAUGCUCCUCUCCCGGCGCUCGGCCGCGCUGGUGGUGCCCACAGGAAAAUACCGAAAACUCGGAAAAUACAUCGAUUUCGAAAGUGAUAGACGGGGUGUUGUUCAUUGUCUAUUUCACACGUCCAGCACGGUUUUACCAGUUUCGCAAGGGAGCCAACUAUCCCUUUAAAGUGCAUAAUGACGCGCUUCGAGAUGAUACAUACGUAUUAAUAAGUUCGGGAUGCAGUCUUCUCGCCUUCCCUAGCCAUACGCUACCAGGGACAAACACGUUCACAACCCCCUAGGGGAGUGUGGGGAAAGUUCUACCGAGGGUAUGGACAGCCACCGUAAUCUCACUGCCAAAACUUGAAGUGAUUACCGUCGGAGGGAGCCGAGAGGAGGGAUUACUGUUGAGGGUAAACAUUACGCUUCUCGCGUUGUUGAUGACGUUUGAUGUCGGUAUCUGGAUGGAACUUUGGUCACAGUCCUCCUCUACGUGGACAUUCAUGUCUCAGGUGCUGCGUCUCUUCGCUUCUUCACUUCCGUGAGAGCUGCGCUGCACCCGUCACGGUUCUGCGUCCGCUUGCUGCUCUUAACUGGUAAUGAAAUGGUAAAUGCACGGUGUCGUCUACUGUUGAAAACUUUGCACGUACAUUAUUUUUGCUUGCCCGCUCAAGGUUCUUUAACGUGAACUGAAAUCUCAGCAGAUGGCACCAGAUGUAUUGGGGAGAUUAAGAAGAUGUAAGAAUUUCCAAAUUCGAGAAGUUCCAAAAGUCGUUAUUGGUACACCAGUUCACUAACUUGUACACAUUCUGACUUUCACUAUCAUAAAAAUUCAAAUAUCAUAAUCCACUAUCCGCCAACAUUCCAGAUCCGCAACACAAUGAGGAACGCGGUGGUCCAUUCCAUGUCUGUGCAUACGUACCUGUAUCGGGUGCAUGGAAAUGCAGAUCAUGUGCGCAGCUAGUGCAGCCCUCACUACGAAUGUGUGCCAUCCUGUACAAUGACAGAACAUUUUGAAAUGAAUGUAAUACAGUUCCACCUCUCGGACUGUGAGAUAACCAGUAUAAGCGAAGGGUGUGCACCUGAGGUAGAGUUUGCCAUCCUGGGUCCGAAUCUGGGGCAACAGCGGGUGUCAGAGGGAAACGAACAGCGAAACAGUUAGGGGAAGAGGAGUAUCCCAAGGUUAUCGCGAUUCGAAGGAGGCCGAACCACAAGUUCAACGUAAGAAAAGCCAUGGGGAACGAGACCAGCAGGAAGUGACGUCAUACCAUUGCCUCGAGGCAAGCUGCACGAACCUAACCUGGGCUAACCUCACUUGGAGCAACCAGCAAACUAGGGAACUGCAUUCAUAGCUGACGCGUAUAGAUAUCCGUCAGGAUGUAGCACCUUCCGCUCACCUCACUACUAAUCUCGUUCCCGGUGGCUACUCUAAAAACAGCUUACUUCAGCGCCGAAGAAGGAAAUCCUAGUAAAGAAACGUUAACGACUUGCGUUGAUUACAUCUUGGUACCGUAACAAACUUAAUUUUGUCAUGUCCCCCAUCGACAGCAAGGCAGCUUGUGACAUAAGGGACACGCGUUUACGAAUCUCGGUCCUUAGCGUCUCCUCUUUCGUGUUGCCUGACGGUGACUGUUGCGAUGUUCUGUGACGCUCCGUCCUCGGAGGAGGACUGAGACGGCGUAUGCAGAGUACUACUCUCCUUUUCCUAUGGGGCCAAUUGGCAACGCAUAAAUGGGAGAAUUUACCGGUCGACAUGGGAAGCGUGUAGUGUCUGUGUACGCCACUUGCUGAAACGCAUCGGGAUGUAUUAUGUGCUGUUUGUCGAGUGUACUAUGUUUCGCUGGCACGCCGGUCAUUCGCGGAGGUUUCGCACCACGUUUGCUCUCACCGACGUCCUGUACAUAGGAGCAUUUUUUCAUUCUCUGUAUAUAUAAAUACUAUAUGAUACAUACAUAUAUAUACAUAUAUGUGUGUGUGUGUGGAGGCAGACUUCACCUAUGUAUGGCUAUUAUACCAUAGUGCGUGCUCUUACUUCUGUUCACAUUCGCCAAAGUUAUCAAUAAAGCCUUUCGAGCGCACUGUUC
Molecule: messenger RNA, 4330 nt
Organism: Ornithodoros turicata
Lineage: Eukaryota; Metazoa; Arthropoda; Arachnida; Ixodida; Argasidae
Product: sodium/potassium-transporting ATPase subunit beta-2-like
Exons: 4
Coding region: 287-1201 (304 amino acids)
Biological process (GO): sodium ion export across plasma membrane; potassium ion import across plasma membrane; intracellular sodium ion homeostasis
Cellular component (GO): sodium:potassium-exchanging ATPase complex
Molecular function (GO): ATPase activator activity
Source: RefSeq, a predicted model, not a curated record